This is a messenger RNA of Culex quinquefasciatus (southern house mosquito), 1296 nucleotides long. RefSeq names its product cytochrome P450 4V2. The record is from RefSeq and is a predicted model, not a curated record. Gene Ontology annotation, molecular function: monooxygenase activity; iron ion binding; oxidoreductase activity, acting on paired donors, with incorporation or reduction of molecular oxygen. The coding region runs from base 1 to 1296 and encodes 431 amino acids. The transcript is spliced from 5 exons. NCBI's taxonomy places the organism in Eukaryota, Metazoa, Arthropoda, Insecta, Diptera, Culicidae.
AUGAUGAUCGGCCCAAAGCCGGUGAUUCUGGUGAACCAUCCGGAUCUGGUGCAGCAGGUCCUGACGAGGAACGACAUGUGCGGGAAGCCGUUCUUUUACGAUUUUUUGGGGAUCAAGGGUGGUCUGGUUUCUGAGAGGGAUGGCAAAAAGUGGCUGAUUACGCGGAAAGCGUUGAACCCGACGUUCAACACCCGAGUGCUGACCAACUUUGUGCCGAUCAUGGAUGCGCGGGCAAAGAAGUUGGUGGAAACGAUGCGACCUUUGGCGGAUUCUGGGGAAAAGAUCAACAUCUUGGAGUAUCUUAGCGAGUGCACGCUGGAAAUGGUCUUCAGUACGACGAUGGGACGUAAGGCGUACGAGCUGCCCGGGCAGAAGGAUUAUGUCAAGCACUUGGAGUCGGUUUUGACACGAUUAGGAGAACGAAUCGUAGAUGUUAGCCAAUUCCUUGGAGUGUUCUACAGGAUGACCGAUGCUUACAAGAAAGAGCAAAUAUCCAGGAAGUUCUGCGAUAAAUUCACAGAUAACUUCAUCCUGGAAAGACGCCAAGAACUUCAGCAGGACGCUAAGCCAAAAACAGUUGACGACGAAUACGAAGCAAAAUCUCUGAACUUUUUGGAUCAAAUUUUGACCAUUCGAAAGUCCGACGGAACCUUUUUCGGAGAUCAAGAAAUCGCAAACAACCUGUACAACGUCAUGGCCGGAGGCAACGACACGUCCGCCCUCACGGUGUCUUUCGCCUGUCUCUUUCUAGCAAUGAACCCCGACAUUCAAGCCAACGUCUUCGCCGAAAUCAGUGCCAUCUUCGACCAGGACCAGAUGGAUCUCAGCUUGCUCAAACAGCUCAAGUACACCGAACGCUUCCUGAAGGAGGUCCUCCGACUUUGUCCGGCGGUGCCCUUUGUGGCACGAGAAACACCCACCGAUUCUCAGUUACAACUGGACGGCGUAAAAAUCCCGCCAAAUCAAAUCCUCGCGUUCAACCUGUUCACCCUGCAUCGUCGGCCGGACUUUUGGGGACCGGAUCCGGAACGGUUCGAUCCAGAUCGAUUCCUCCCGGAAGCCGUCGAGCAGCGGCAUCCGUACGCGUACGUUCCGUUCAGUGCCGGGGUGAGGAACUGUGUAGGCUAUCGGUACGCCAAGAAUUCCCUACUGAUCAUGCUGGUCAGGAUACUGCAGCAGUUUGAGCUUGGGACCGAUUUGAAGCAGGAACAGUUGAGGUACAAGUACGAGAUUUCACUGAAGCUGGUGGGGCCACACAGUGUAUGGUUGAAGAAGCGGAGUGGAUUGAAAUUAUAA